UUCGAUAUCAAUGCUUCCUCUCAACGCACGGAAAAAUAAAUGAUUGGCCUCUUCAAUUUUAUGCCUGGUUACUUUAUGGCCAGAGCGAUGUAGAGGGAAUAUCUGGUCCAAACACAGCCUACCAUAAGUUAAUUAGUUUUAAACCAAACAUGCCUUCUCAUAGAAACAAUGAUGUCAUUUUUGGAAAGGCAGGUGACGACUUUGUCAAGUUUUUACGCCAAACGAGGAAAAUAGAAAGAUCCCACCUGAAAGCUGCUCCGAGUUUACGCCAGGCACAGCGCUGCAAAAUUUACCACCUUGCUGAACGAAGAGGGGACACAGAGGGGGCACAACUACAACCUAAAAAAGAAACAAUUUCGGCCAUUUUAGAUGGAGAAGAAGAGGAAAAUACUGACGAUCUACCAGAUGACGAACCACCGUCGAAUGAUGAUAGAGCCUGUGAUAGAGGUUAUUUGAGGACGAACACUCUGCGGAUUUUCAACUUACCGGCGGGUGGGAAGGCUAAAGUCGCAUGGAAGAGGAUAGCGAGGAUUGACCUGGAUCCAAAACAGCUACGAAAAAUAAUCAAAGGAAGGAAAAUAAUCGACAAAAGAGUACUGUCCAACAGACUGAAGACUCUCUACGUGAUUGUGACGUCAUUUUCAACCAAAGAUGCCGUUAAAUUAUAUUGGAGACAAAGACAAGACAAGGUUGCAAAUGAAUCUCCAAAUAAUGGAGGAUUGGAAAAAAACUCCAUGAAAAUCGCUCCGGGGACUCCCAUAGCUUACAUCGUUCGUGAGCUUGUUAUAAACCCUGAUAACAGUAUCACCUUGCCCGAAAGCUCGGACACCGAGGAUCGGAUCGAAGAUCGUUGGCAGCCUGAACAAGAAAGCUCUCCAAGUAUCACCGUAACCCCAAGAAGACCAAUACAUCCUAUAUGUUCUAGGGAAACAAGUGAGAACGAGAACCCGAAGACAACCGAGGAAUUGACACCAACCUCGAUUACAGCGGAGACUUCCAGAGCUACGUACAGCGCUCGGUAUCAGCUUGAUGUAACCCUUGACCGAACUCUCACCGUGAUUGAAAGAUCCGAUGACAAGUGUGAAACCAAAGAUACUGAUCCUCCAGAAUAUGAUACCUCUCUAAGUACCACGAUCAGCCCAAGAAGAUCGUACCGUUCAAUUAAUGAGAAUAAUCAAGAGGAGAGGAUAAUGAAGGAUGCGACCGGAUUAUUGGAGGAGACACCCAUCAGGAGACACCGAUCAACAAUGACCGGGAAUAUAAAUAGGAAACUCUUUGAGAGUAAUUAAAGGAAAGACGAUAUCUUGGAACAAUAUUUGACCAGAUAUUUUAACUCUACAUACAGUGCCAUACCCUUAAGAGAGAGAGAGAGAGAGAGAGAGAGAGGGGGGGGGG
Molecule: messenger RNA, 1395 nt
Organism: Lytechinus variegatus (green sea urchin)
Lineage: Eukaryota; Metazoa; Echinodermata; Echinoidea; Temnopleuroida; Toxopneustidae
Exons: 8
Coding region: 150-1289 (379 amino acids)
Source: RefSeq, a predicted model, not a curated record